Molecule: messenger RNA, 2826 nt
Organism: Truncatella angustata
Lineage: Eukaryota; Fungi; Ascomycota; Sordariomycetes; Amphisphaeriales; Sporocadaceae
Product: fungal-specific transcription factor domain-containing protein
Exons: 4
Coding region: 1-2826 (941 amino acids)
Biological process (GO): positive regulation of transcription by RNA polymerase II; DNA-templated transcription
Molecular function (GO): zinc ion binding; DNA-binding transcription factor activity, RNA polymerase II-specific; sequence-specific DNA binding
Source: RefSeq, a predicted model, not a curated record
AUGGACGCCUCAGACGUCUUCCGACACGCCGAGGGCUUCGGGCCAUAUCAACACCCGAGACCGCCUCAGCGGUAUAAUCAAAACAGGCCCGCCCAACUUCCUCGAGAGCCAUCAAAUGGCGAUGGUGAAGGCGAGGCCUCGCAUCGCAUUGCGCACACACUAACGGCAUGUUGCCGUUGUCGCCAGAGGAAAACGCGAUGCGAUCCAACGCUACCCCGCUGUCUACCAUGUGAACGAUCGGGUUCAACAUGCGAGUACUUCGACACCACCAAGGGAAAGAAGAUAAGCCGAUACUAUGUCGUCAAGCUCCAGGAGAAAGUGCGGGCCCUCGAAGCUGAACUCGGUCACUACACAGAUGACGAGGCGUUCCCCAAAGACAAUGAGGAACUCCUACGUCCCGGCGGCCUCGUGCGACUCAACGAGUCGGAUGAGACACCACGCUACCUGGGCCCAUCGAGUGGUAUUGCCAUGACCCGCAUGGUAAUGGAGGAAGCAAAACGGUAUACAGACUCCAACCGCAUAUCCGAGAUCGUGCCGUCGGUUCGUGAUAGGCGACAUGCAGCACAGGACGGGCUAGGCUCCGUUGCUAUGAGGUCUAUGUCUUUCAGCAUACCACCUCCCAUGUCGGCAAGAAAGAAAAGUUACCCCAUGCUGAGCGGCGUUCCUGCUGCCAAUCUGCCAAGUAGAGCCAUUGUUGACCGGCUGCUAGAGGUCUAUCAACAACGAGCCCAGGUGUUCACGCCUGUGCUCCAUGAAAGGAAGCUCGAGGAAGCCAUACGAGAUGUAUAUAGCGGAAGCCGGGAUGCAUACCAGCAAUUCGUUGUGCGAUUGGUCAUGGCCAUUAGUAUGCAGAAGCUCGACACUACAUAUGCUGGACUGGCGGAUAGCUACUAUCUGUCCGCUAUGCAGUAUUUCGAGGAUGUGGUUCGGCCAAAGGAUCUGAAGACGCUCCAAUGUCUCAUUCUGCUGGCUCAGUAUUCGCUCUUAACACCUACGCGAACCGCUGUCUACUAUAUUGUUGGGCUCGCGACCAGGAUAUGUCAGCAGAUGGGCCUCGCUGACGAAAAGACCAUUGGCCUUGGUAUCGAUGACACCUUAACUCUAGACCUACGACGACGGCUCAGUUGGAUCGUGAUGACAAACGAAUUUGGUCUCGCGUAUAGCAUGGGACGACCUAACGGGUUCGCGAAAAGCAACGACUUUGUGGAUGUUACAUUUUUCUCCACCAUUGAAGAUAGAAGCAUAACCGCAAACGGCAUAUUACCUGGUGCGGUAGAUCCCCGCAAGUUAGUGGCAAUCCAUUUCUGUAAGAUGAGGUUGCUCCAAAAUGAGGUCCGGGGAGUACUGUACGAAAAGAAGCAAUCAACACCACGAAAUGAUCGUGACCCGUGGUUUGUCUCGAUUGAGUCCAGAAUGGACCAGUGGAUUAACUCAACGCCGGAAAAUCCCCCUUGGUGUAAACCGUGGUUCACUGGCCGUUACCACACCAUGGUGGUAGCACUUCACAGGCCAUCACCGCAGGUGCCGAAGCCAUCUCCAAAUUCCGCCACCAAGUGCUUCGAAUCUGCUGCGUUUGUGAUUAACAUCUCAAGCAAGCAGGUCAUGGCGUCAGCGAUUGACAUCACAUGGGUAUUCUUGCUCACUCUCUACAUGUCUGUUAAUACCAUAUUGUGGACGGUUGCCAGCUAUCCAGAAGUGCGAUCAGCACAUUCGCGCGAAGAGGUACAGGAGCUCAUCAAUGUUUGCCUUGAUAUCAUCGACUCUUGUGCAGAACGGUGGCCGGGUACCUCAGCGGCUUCCAAGUUGUAUGCCAAAUUUUCAGAAGCAUGCCUCAGAAGUUAUGAAGCGAGGGGCACGCCUAUGCACUCAAAUUCGAGUAUGUUUGGUACGCCAUCUUCACAAGCUGACACGAACUCGCCGUCGUCUGAGAUCAUGAACGCCACCACGAUGUCGCAAAAUGGGGCAGCUGCCACUGCAUUCAACCCUCCACAGUUUGGCUAUGUUUUUGAUACGCAGCCUGAACAAGUAACGUUUGAUAGUUCGUUCCCUAGUCAGCCCGCGUUCCGCUCAAACUCCAUUUUCCUCAACCCUGCUUCAAAUGAACCAACUACUGGACGGCGGUUCAGCUAUUUCCCACCCGAUUUCACACAGUCAACGGAAAAUUUGCUCUUGGAAGAGUCAACUCCUCCAGGAACAGAGGCGACAGUUUCCCCGCCUCCGCCGGUGCUCUCUCCUCCAGAUCACUUGCCAACGCCACCAGACUCGGUCGGAAAUGGCUCUGCUGCCACGCCUUUGCUAAGCACUCCACUCAUGUCGACAACAGCCACGUCUACGCCGAUCAUGAAACAAGGACAUCCUAUAAGCAUGCCCAAUAUGAUGCCCCAACAAAUGCCUCCACAGCAGAUACAUCAGCAACAGCGGACACCGCAACCCGCCUUCACAAUUCCACAAUUACCGCAACAACAGCAACAGCAGCAACACCAUUUUAUGGGACAGCGGCCGUUACCGCCAGCAACGACUGUCACAGAUUGGUUUAGUCCACCACCGCCAUUCAUCUCUCCCUAUGCGUUCGGCAAUGCAAAUGGAAACAUAUGGAACGAUGCCGGGAAUAGCGGUUUCAAUAUGAUGGGAAUGAACGGCAAUACCUUUCCUGGAUUACCUCCGGAGCGACAAGGAAGUUUGAGCCAAUCUCAACAAAUUGAGUUGAUGGGUGUUUUGGAGAAUGAGGGCAUGACUGACAUCGACACGUAUCUGAAUGGCUUUAACUAUGGGGGUCACGACAUUAUGGGAGGACUUGGGAACGUUAAUUGGAAUGGUACUUCCUAA